Cannabis sativa is the source of this 378-nucleotide messenger RNA. RefSeq lists its product as uncharacterized. The record is from RefSeq and is a predicted model, not a curated record. The coding region runs from base 1 to 378 and encodes 125 amino acids. The transcript has a single exon. Lineage: Eukaryota; Viridiplantae; Streptophyta; Magnoliopsida; Rosales; Cannabaceae.
AUGAAGGGAAUUUGGAGGUUUGGAAAGAGGGCGAAAUUGAGUCCAAGAUUUAUUGGCUCAUUUGAGAUUCAUGAGAGAGUAGGUCAGGUAGCUUAUCAAUUUGCAUUACCUCCUGCUCCAUCUGGGGUUCAUAACGUGUUUCAUGUCUCCAUGCUUCGAAAAUAUGUAUCUGAUACAACUCAUGUAUUAAGUUAUGAAGAUAUUACUAACCUGUCAUAUGAAGAACAACCAGUUCAGAUCCUGGACAGGAAGGAAAAGGUAUUGCGGAAGAAGACUAUUCUGCUAGUUAAAGUGUUGUGGCGAAAUAGCGAGGUAGAAGAAGCGACUUGGGAGUUAGAGUUGCAGAUGCGAGAGCAGUAUCCCGAGCUUUUUAGGUAA